Molecule: messenger RNA, 1758 nt
Organism: Meriones unguiculatus (Mongolian gerbil)
Lineage: Eukaryota; Metazoa; Chordata; Mammalia; Rodentia; Muridae
Gene: Dohh
Product: deoxyhypusine hydroxylase
Exons: 6
Coding region: 350-1258 (302 amino acids)
Biological process (GO): peptidyl-hypusine biosynthetic process
Molecular function (GO): deoxyhypusine monooxygenase activity
Source: RefSeq, a predicted model, not a curated record
CACGUGACCCCAACAUGGCGGCGCCCAGGGAGCGCUGCGCGCCGCGAGGCUGCUGACUUGUUCCCGGCGUCCGUGGCGCUGUCACCGAGACCCGCUCCGACGCGUCCGGCGAGUGAGGCGCUCAGCAACGAGUCCCUGUGCCCAGAGCACUGCGGGCGUCGCCCGUAGCACGUAGCCCAGGCUAGCCUCCACGUUCCUGCGUACCUACGAACGGCUUUGAACUCCUGACCCUCUGUCCCACGUUUGACUGACAGGCUUGCCGCCCUUGCCCCGUUCACCCGGUGCUGCCCCGUUCCCCGGGUGCGGGGUAGGUUAAGGCCGCAGAAAACCCGCCCACGAGGCAGUCGCCAUGGUGACAGAGCAGGAGGUAGAGGCCAUAGGGAAGAUUCUAGUGGACCCCAAGCAGCCCCUGCCGGCCCGCUUCCGGGCCCUGUUCACGCUGCGGACACUUGGUGGUCCAGAAGCCAUCACCUGGAUCAGCAGGGGCUUUGAGGACAGCUCUGCCCUCUUGAAGCAUGAGCUGGCGUACUGCCUGGGCCAGAUGCGGGACCCGCGCGCCAUCCCUGUGUUGGUAGGUGUGUUGGGGGACACCAGCCAGGAACCCAUGGUGCGCCACGAGGCAGGGGAAGCACUGGGGGCGAUCGGUAACCCGGAAGUUCUAGACCUCCUGAAGCAGUAUGCCACCGACCCAGUGGUCGAGGUGGCGGAGACGUGCCAGCUGGCGGUCGGGCGCCUGGAGUGGCUGCAGCAGCACCCCGGGGAGCCUGCCUGCGCAGGACCCUACCUCUCGGUAGACCCGGCCCCGCCUUCUGAGGAGCACGACGUGGCUCGGCUGCGGGAGGCCCUGUUAGACGAGGCCCGGCCUCUCUUCGAGCGGUACCGCGCCAUGUUCGCCCUGCGCAACGUGGGUGGCCAGGAGGCCGCCCUGGCGCUGGCCGAAGGCCUGCGCUGUGGUAGCGCGCUCUUCCGCCAUGAGGUGGGCUAUGUGCUGGGCCAGCUGCAGCACGAGGCCGCCGUGUCCGAGUUGGCAGCCACGUUGGCGCGGACCACCGAGAGCCCCAUGGUGCGGCACGAGUGCGCGGAGGCCCUGGGCGCCAUUGCCAGGCCCACCUGCCUGGCGGCACUGCGGGACCACAUCACCGACCCUGAGCGGGUGGUGCGGGAGAGCUGCCAGGUGGCCCUGGACAUGUACGAGCACGAGACCGGCCAGGACUUCCAGUACGCGGACGGACUGGAGCGCCUGAGGGCGACACCCUAACCCCGCUCCUGGCUCGCCCGGCGGUGCCCGGGGCGGCACCCGGCAACACCCAAGGCGGCACUCAGAAUGUCUCAGGUCUGCGCCCUGAACCUGACCUGAACUUUGCACCUGGAUUCUGCCCGUCACCUGACCAUGUGCCGGGACUCCCUGUCACCUGAUCCCGCCCUUCUGUGUGUGGGGGCCCACCAGCCGCGCCUGCGCUCCCAGGCAGCUGUAUGGGCCUCCUGCCCUGCCCUCCCACAGUGCCUGCCUCGAGGGGUGCCCACUCCUGCUGGCAUCUGCCCUGUGACUUUGUGUCUCAUGUGCCAGUCCAGCCCAGCACAGCCUGCAGCAGGGAGGCUUCCAGGCUUGGAAAGGCUGGGUCCCAUGGCAGGGUUGACCAAGCCUGAGUUCACAGGGAACGGGGGUUGUGUGGGCCACCUCGCCUCACAUCCAGGCCGAGCAGGGGGCCCAAGCCAACCCUAGGCGCCGUACAAAUAAAAUAAGUUAUUUUUCCUAAA